This is a messenger RNA of Paralichthys olivaceus (Japanese flounder), 1941 nucleotides long. It is a transcript of the gene cmc2, whose product is annotated as C-x(9)-C motif containing 2. The record is from RefSeq and is a predicted model, not a curated record. Lineage: Eukaryota; Metazoa; Chordata; Actinopteri; Pleuronectiformes; Paralichthyidae. Gene Ontology annotation, cellular component: mitochondrion.
GCCGAUUCGUUGUUGUCUCCUGUCACUCACAUCACUGGCUGUUACGAAAGCGUGUAGAAGGAGUGUGUGAGGUCACAGGCUGAGUGUCCCGCUGCUGCUUUAAUGAUGUCAGCACAAGUUUGAGCUCAAACCACAGAGACGUGACUGCAAGACCGCGAAGAAGAAGAAGAAGAAGAAGGAGCAGAAGAAGAAGAAGAGGAAGCAGCAGCUCCUCGUAGGUCUCCGUGCUUCUUCGUGAGUUCAUGCUGUUGACGUUAGCCGAGGCCUCCCGGUUAGCUAACGUGACAUCUGACCGAGGUGACACCGCCUGUCUGCUGUGUCCACAGGAGGAGUAAACGCCAGCAUCACUAUGACAGCUCAGGAAGGAGAGGGAUGGGGAGGCAUUAAUCUGUCGCCUCACCUGCACACGGACGAGUGCAAUGAACUAAUAACUCGUCUGAGGCAGUGCCACACAGAGCACAACUUCAUGAAGUUUUUUGGCUCAUGCAACGAUGUGGACCGUGCUAUGCGUCAGUGCCUGAAGAAAGAGAGACUGGAUAAGCGGGAGCGCAGCAAGCAGCACGCACAGGAGAUGAAAAAGAGGCUGAAAGAAGGGCCGAAGGAGUUUGUCUGAAGGACGUUUCGCUGCAUCUUUGCCAACUGGCACUGCAAGUUUUCAGAUAUUGAGACAUUGGAUCAAGGGCAUAAAUGUAAUGCUGCUGUUUGUUUGUGUGAAGGCAGGACAAGAGGGUUGUAACGCUGUCUUUAAAAAUGAGUUGUAUCAGCUUUGACAGGUCUAAGCAUGAAGUGAUCGUGCACAUCAACGAUUUCAAGAUGUUGGUAUAACUGUAAAAUGUUGCUGUUAUUGGUGUUGCUUUAUUUUUGUAAAAAGAAACAUGAGUAAGAAGAAAGGAUUCUAAAAUGUUGGCAUCAUGUGUAAACCAGCAAACACAAACCUGGUUGAGAUUUACAGCUUCUACAUGAACCGUGUAAUGAACUCUGCUAACUAAAGCUUGCAGUGCCACCAGGACAUUUUAGGUCAACAUCAAAACAACUAGUUCUUUGGAGUACAAAUUGCUGAUUUGGAUCCUCAUUUAUUUCUGCUAUGUUAGCACUACAAUACCACUCCAUCAAAGAGAAGAGUGGAGCUUGUGGCAGAACCCUUUCAUCUAUUAUUUUAGUCCUCAGGACACCUCAGGAAUAUUCUGGUACCUGAAAACAUUUCAUGAAAACAAGCAGAAUCCAUUUUCAGGAUAUAAAAGAUCCAUGUAACACCCAAACCAGAACGACCAGUGGGCUCCUCUCCAUGUUGGUUAGAUAUACACACUGAAGAUUUAGACAGUUGUUUGCAUGUUUAUGUGAAAGGGGAAUCAUAUUGAUUCAUGAGAAGAACCAUUCUUUUAAAAUAAAGUAAAAUGAUUUGUCAAGAGCUUUGAUUACAUGUCAUUUAGUGGAUGUUUUUAUCCAAAGCCCCUUACAAUUAGUGCGUUAAACAUCUACUGAACCCUAAAUGAGCCAUUUAGGGUUCAGUAUCUUGCCCAAGGACACUUCGGAGGCAGAUGGGAAAGACUGACGAUCGAACCACCAAUCUUCUGGUUGAAGGACAAACGCUCCACCCCUCAGCCGACCAGAUAUGUGAUUUUGUGUGUCAUUGAAAAAACAAACAUUCUGUCUGUUCUGGUUUUGAAAAGCAUUGAAAUUAGUUUCCUUAAAAAAAAGGACGGCUAUAGAAGGUGUACUUUAUUGCAUCAUGUUGGCUCCGUUCCUCCCACUAUUCAGACAUGAAGCUGAAAUAUCCAGAAUACAAAUGUUGCCAUGUUGCACAUUUGGAGUCUGUGCAGUGGAGAUCAGUGGACGGCGCUCCACGUUGCGCUGGACCAAUUGUAUAGCUGUCAAUCAUGUCUCGCCCCAUUAUGUAUAGCAUCAAAUAACUAAUUAAAACCGAACGUACCAGAAACAUGA